Messenger RNA from Naegleria lovaniensis, 1050 nucleotides. RefSeq lists its product as uncharacterized. NCBI's taxonomy places the organism in Eukaryota, Heterolobosea, Eutetramitea, Acrasida, Naegleriidae. The transcript has a single exon. Bases 1 to 1050 code for a protein of 349 amino acids. The record is from RefSeq and is a predicted model, not a curated record.
AUGUUUGACAUUUUAACAAUUUGCCCACGCUUGGAAGAGUUGUAUUACACUGUUAAUAGUGACAUUUAUAACUCGUUUAUUAUCCAGCUUGCAAAAUUGUGCCCUAACCUCAAGAAAAUCCAAAUUUUAUGCAACGAUGACUGUUCAUCAGAACUACAGGUCACAGACGAGGGUUUAUAUGAAUUUUUGAAGCUAUUACCCCAACUUGAAUAUGUGUCGUUUCAUCCUUGCAGUAACAUUCGAGGUGAGAUUUUUAAAAAAAUUGGCGAGUUUUCACAAUUGAAAUAUUUUAAUAUCACUCGAGGUUCGUAUGACCAACCAGUACCCCUAGAAAAGGAUAUUCAUUUUGGAGGUGGAACUCUUUCCAAACUUGAAUGCAUUGAUUUUGGAAGCAAGGAAUACUCCUUCAACACAAGUGAGGAAUUUGACAAAUUUGUUACCACUCUCCGAUCUGUGGCUCCUCAUUUGAAAUAUUUGGGAGAUCUUUUGGAUAUUGACGUGAGCAUGGAUGAUAAGAAAAAAGUAGUGCAACUCUUUUCCGAUACUCUUACUGAUUUAGAUGUAGGCUAUACGGUAAACCAUUUAGCACCAAUUCUGCCUAAAAAUCUUACUUCCUUGCGCAUGAAGAUUAAUGAUGAAUUUGUGAGCCAAAAUGUGCUAAAUCAAUUACAGCCCAAUCACAGCCUUAAAAAGCUGAGCAUUACUGUUGGUCGACAAAUUUCACCAGAAAUCAUUGUGGCAAUUAUUGAAAAAUUGGCUGUGGAUAUUUAUCCAUGUGUGACACAUCUCGAAUUUUACUCAACAACAAAGCAAAAAAAAGUUUCAACCAAUCCGCAUGGCGAGAUCAUGGAUACUGUUUUAAGCAAUAUCAAAAUUUGGCCAAAUUUGUUGUUUUUGGAUGGGGAGGUAUUGUCGAUGAACAGAAUUUUAGCCGUUCGACCAAGGCUUAGAUUUUACUCUAUGUGGGACAAUGAUUUGAAUUUUGACGACAAUGUUUCCUUGUUCUAUUAUCAAUGGUUGGUCCUUGAUCAACCCUUUGAGGAAUGGUGA